Messenger RNA from Pomacea canaliculata, 4303 nucleotides. RefSeq lists its product as uncharacterized. Gene Ontology annotation, biological process: proteolysis. Gene Ontology annotation, molecular function: calcium-dependent cysteine-type endopeptidase activity. Gene Ontology annotation, cellular component: cytoplasm. The record is from RefSeq and is a predicted model, not a curated record. NCBI's taxonomy places the organism in Eukaryota, Metazoa, Mollusca, Gastropoda, Architaenioglossa, Ampullariidae.
AUUCCAACAGCAGUCGCCCGGGAGGAUGGACACCAGGCUGGGAACAUGCGUACCUUCGGCGUUAAGUGCCCUGUAAGGUCACGGUCAAGGAUGAGUGACUCUGAACCUGAGGCAUUAAAAAUAAGGCAGCGCCGGCAUGGCAUCAGACACGACACGGCACCUGCGCGACAGCGACGGCGACAGCGCACGACUGGAAGCAAGAGCCUGCAGCACCCGCAGCAGUAUCAGCAGCGGUGACGCCAUGUGUACAAGGCUGUCAAAUCGCUCUGCGGCAGCAGCAGCAGCAGCAGCAGCAGCAGCAAGCAACAGCAGCAGGCAGUCGUAGAAAUAUCAGCAACACGAUGUGGCAGCUGUAUCGUACACCUUUCUGUCUCCUCCUCCUCCUCCUUCUUUCCGCCGUCGUCAGCAGCUGGAUGGCCACAGUCCCUUGUGUGACUGUCCCCUCCCUUCACCUCACCCUCGCCCCUCACCCCUCUCGCCUGUGACAGUCGCCGCGCACCCGACACCUGCAGCUUGCCUCUGUUCCGGGUACCGUGCAGCAAGGACGAAGCUAACUGCUUUAAAAAAAAAAAAAAAGGAAGGGAGCAACAGAUUACUGGAGGAGUCGAGCUUCUGAGCAGUGUGACGAUUCCCAGCGAUUCCCCGCCGCCAGCUCAAGAUGAACGACAAAAAGGAAAGGCGGAAGAGUGCUUCCUCUUCGUCCGGUGCCCAGCUGGCAGCGGCCCGCAGGGUCCGGGAGACCCCCUACCAGGACAUCUGCCGCAUUCGGCGCACCAUCCUCGCCCUGAGAGACGCCAAGGGUUCCCUUUCAUCCGACGACUACUUCGUCGACCCUUCCUUUGCACCGGAUAUGACGUCUCUCGCUUACGUAUAUAGCGGAGAUGACAAGUACGAGAGAACUAUUUUUCAACGCCCGCAUGAAACCCAAGACGAUCCCGUCUUCGUCGGGGUGGGAGGGGUAUGCGACGAACCGUUUCCAUGGCGACAGUGGAAGCUGCGGCAGUGGUUUCAUGCUGCGCUGGUGACCGUGUCGCUCAGCCUGAAACACUUGGAGAAGAUUAUACCAGGCUACAAAAACUUCGAGCAGGGCUUCAGCAAGGAUUACACCGGUGCGUUUCAUUUCAAUAUAUGGCGAUUUGGAGAGUGGGUUGACAUCGUGGUCGACGACCGGAUGCCCAUGCUGGACGGCCGACAUCUUUUCUGUGGCCCGAUGGGAAGCGCACAGGAGCUGUGGGGCCCUCUGGUGGAGAAAGCUUAUGCCAAGUGCAAGAAGACGUUCCAGUCCAUUGAGUAUGGACACACGCUGGACGCCCUGACGGAUCUGACGGGCGCCGUGUGCGAGCACUUCUCACCUGACGUUCGCCCGCCGUCAAACUUAUUCCGAAUCUUGCUCAAGUCACACCUGGCCCGCUCCAUGAUGGUCUGCUGGAGAAACGACAAGAGGCUGACCCCAACCGGGUUUACAGUCGACUCCGAACUUCAGGAAAACCAGAAUUUGCGGUAUCUCCAUGUCAUAACGGCCGUUACCAAGUUUCCUACAACGGACGGUCGUCUGGUGGAGAUGAUUCGCCUCAAGUGUCCCUUCCCUGGCGAAGCUAGGUGGCAGGGCAAAUUCUCAGAUAGAGACUCGGCAUCCUGGGAUUCAGUCAACCGUGACUUCAUGGAUCGCCUGCAGCCCCUUACCAAGAAGGACGACGAUGAGUACUGGGUCGCCAUGGAGGACUUCCGCUGCAACUUCGGAGGUCUCUUUGUCGUCAGCUCUCCAGAACCAUUUCGGGUGGACGGGCUGAGCUUGGCGCGUUGCUACCACCUGCCACCCGCGAUGGAAUGUUGGGAACCAAACAGCGGCCUUGCGUCGCCAGACCUGGCCAGCACCAACGGUUUGCAGCGGCGAGGCUCUGCUCCAAAACCGGACGACACGGUUGGCCGGUUGCUGGACUCGGACACGCUCAGCUUGGCCCGACGGCGCGCCAGUCACGCCUCGAUGGUGCCGCUGCGGCACGACGAGCGGCAUGGUCAUUCAAAGAGAGGCAGUGACAAGCAGGGUCACUUAUUCUUCCCCUUUCGAGACUACCAGCUCUUUGGGUGCAGGUCAUCCGAAGUGCCGAGCACACCCCCUGGCGUGGACCGAGACGCACCAGAGAACCAGUCAUCAACAUCGUCGCCGCCACCAAUGUCACCGUCAUCGCCUGCUAGCCUCAUUUCCUCGGAUCUCGACGAGCGGACCGCAUUCGGAGAAGCGGGGAUCAGGAACGGGAUUCACACCAGCUCGGUGAGCAGAAGCACGGGCCGCAAGAGUUGCGACCUUCAAAGGAGGGCGAUGGCUCAGAGUGAGGCCAACAGACUCAGCGGAAAGUUGGUGACAGCCGCGGUAGUUCAGCCGGAAGGGUCCAGGAGUAAGGUUCUCGCUGACAAGCGUUCCAGACAGACUUCGGAUGGUAAGCACCCCUCGAUGAUGACCUUCCCAGAAGGGAGUCCUGCGUCCGAAGGGAAUGCUCCUCUGGCCAAAACGUAUGUGACAACGCCACCCAAAACGCCGAGAUCCCCGUAUAUAGUUCCUGAAAGGGGAGUGACAGGGGAUGGUCAAACGUCACCACCAGCAGAGGAUUCCUGGCCGCCGACGUCACAGUUCACGCCACCUAACGUGUCAAAAGGCGAGUCCAGUAGAGCAGGAACAAGAAAUCUUCCGUCAGCAGAUUCUACGAAAGAGAGUCGUGUGUUGUCGUCGGCCUACACCAUGGCUACACCAGAUCGCCCAGUCUUUCAAACGAACGAGGGCAAUUGGAUGGUCAUGUCCUCUCUGUUGAUCCCCAACAGGAGGGGCACACUUCUCACAGUCUAUCAAUAACCCGUGAAAUCUCCUAAGUCACCCAAUGUCUCUGCUUCAAAAAGCGUGUCCGUUGAAAACCAGCCUCACCUGUCAGGAACCCUGCCCAAAUCUCCUAUGGCUGCACCUGCGAGACACACCAAAGUGACUAAGUCCGGAACUCUUCACGACAAAGAGAAGCCAGGUUCUUUAGGAACGCACUUUAUUGAACUGCCACAAAAAUCUUCUAACAAGUUCUCUCCCGAGGUGACUAGACCACUGAUUUCAACUGCCUGGAUGGGGGAUCAGGAAGAGACGGAAGUGAAAACUCCAUCAUCUUCUAGGAGCAAAGGAUCGUCUGCUUCAUCUCCCACGGGGAGUUUCCCUCGCUCCGCUCAUUCACUGGCGCACAGCGACAGUUCGGCAAGCGCCACCACGUCUCCUUCCAUCAAGACGACAUCGGUGUUCACGUUUCCGGCAGCCACUGAAUUUACUUCCCAUCAUCCCCACCAGCACAGGUCUGGGACGGCCAGCGCCUCAGCCAGUGCUCCACCCCACUCGGCGAAGUGCAAACCUCGCACCCCGACAAAGAAAUCUCGUGGUUCGAUCUCCAACCAGUCGGACUCAGGCAGCGCACACAGCUCGUCUGAGAUCUCGCUGCAGUUCAAGCCCACGAUGCAUGCGGCGAAUCUUGGCGGCGGCAGUGCGGCGGGCGGAAGCGGAGGAGGAGACGGGGCUUCAGGCUCUGGAUGCUUCGGUCGCGUGAUGGCCUCGGAGGAUCGACGACCCCACAGUGCCCCGCAGACCAACCUGGCCCGUCAUUUUUCCUCCAACUCUCUCUCCUCGCUGACGCAAGGUCAUUUCCGGGCCACCAAAGCCGACUACUUCCGGUCAGAAGGUCGUUGGCGUCUGAUGCUAGAAGCCUACGACAAGUGGACACGUUCAAAACCAUCUUCUUCCCGUGCCAACCUUGAUCUUCACUCCCGAUCACAGCGCCAUCACUUCCAAGUGACACGACUGGAGGGACCGGACGAGUUAUCUCCCCCCACUCUGCAAGGGAAGCGGCACGUGAUUGUGUCCCUUGUGCAGGAUUAUCGUCACGGCGCCAUCACCGCCAACAGCUUGUUGGUGCCUAUCGGGUUCUGCUUGUACAGGAGCAAAGGAACAGAAAAGGAUGAUAAGCGACACAUAUCCAAAUUUCAGCUUCUGGACCAGAUUCAAGGUGAGCCGGAAAUGCGAGAAGUCAACGCCAGAUUCGACCUCGAGCCCGGAAGCUACUUUCUGGUUCCGUUCUACAACUCAGACUCCCACGAAGGAGAGUACUUGCUGCGAAUUCUGACUGAAGAGAGUCUGCAUAUCAAGACAGGAUGCCGGGUGUCCUGAAAGUAUAACAGUGACAAACUCCUCUACCCAGAAGCGGAUGUUUGGAAUCGACGAUCGGCCAAAAACAACCAUCACGGACAGUUCCGGCCAUCAGGCUGCUCAGGAACAGCCGGU